AUGGACAUCCUCCUCGAUGCGCCAGUCAAACGUCUGCUCAAGCUCCUCGACAUCCCGUUCUCGGUGACGGCGCAAGCGGAAACCGACCCGGGCGUCAAGGUAUUCGCCGCCCUCCUCUACAUAAUCAACUAUACUGCCGACGGAAGCAAGCGAUCGCCAUUCAAAUGGUACAGACUUCCUCCGUGGUCCUUUGACGAAUGUCAACCUCGCGUGCAAGCCGCCCUUCUGGAACGCCUUGACAUUGUACGCGAAUGCAAGCCCGAUCGCAGCAAAGUCUUCAGGAGACUGCCUGACCUCAAGAGCGAGCUGAGCAACUUCAGCUCACUCGAUCUGGCCACGCGCGAGGCAUGGGAGUUGGCAUGCCGGGAUGUCCUUCAGGCUCAAGCACCCGGGGAAGUGAACAUCAUGCAAAUUAGCCGCGAACCCGUCUCCGCUGAAGCGUCCGAGUGGUGGCCGAAAGUGGUUGCUGCCGCGACAAAGGAGAGAAUUCCCCGGCGAAAGCGAUGCCUCAAAUGCAAGAAGAAGGGCCAGGACACUGGCCUCCUUACAGCUGAACAACUCGACGCUCAUUUUGCCGACGCCCAUCCCCCCCGGUCAAAGGUUGUCGUCAAAGAGGAACCGCAGCCGCCGCCAGCUAAGCGCCUCAAAAUGACUAAGUGA
Messenger RNA from Trichosporon asahii var. asahii CBS 2479, 660 nucleotides. RefSeq lists its product as uncharacterized. The coding region runs from base 1 to 660 and encodes 219 amino acids. The record is from RefSeq and is a predicted model, not a curated record. Lineage: Eukaryota; Fungi; Basidiomycota; Tremellomycetes; Trichosporonales; Trichosporonaceae. The transcript is spliced from 4 exons.